AUGAACACCCGGCAUUCCCUCACACGUCUCAUCCAACAAAUUCAUACCCCGUUCGAAUCCCACAUCCUCAGACCCGGUGUAUCAACCACCCUAAAACAGCACCACGCCCCAUUAACGCAAAUCAGACGACUGAGUCUAUUGGAACAUCACUCACACAAAUUGCUCAAGGAUUUCCAACUUCCAGUACCGAACGGGUUCGUCGUUACGAGUCCGGCGGAAGCUAAGAAUGUCGUUAUCGAUAUUAAUGCACCGUCUGUAAUAAAAGCCCAAAUCCUAGCGGGCGGCCGCGGAAAAGGAACAUACGACAGCGAUGGCAAAGGUGGCGUCCGGAUCGUCAAGACACCAGGCGAAGCCUUCGAAAACGCAACAAAAAUGCUCGGUCACAACCUAAAAACAAACCAGACCCCACCACCAGGUCUCCCCGUCUCAAAAUUAUACAUCUACAAAGCGGUAACCAUAUCGCACGAAUACUACCUAGCAAUGACCUUUGAUCGACAACACUCCUCCCCAGUCCUCCUGAUAUCAGAUGAAGGCGGAAUAAACAUAGAAUCGAACAUCGACAGUCUACACCGGUUAUGGUUUAACCUCGAAACCGGUAUGACCGAUGAAAUCGACGCUUAUAUACAAGCCGAGCUCGGGUUCUCGGAUUCAGAAAUGGGGAGGGUGAGACACAUCCUGCAACAAAUGGUGAAAUUAUUCAGGGAGACAGAUGCAACGCUGUUAGAAUUGAAUCCGCUUGUACGAACCGAGCAGGGGGACUUUGUCUGUUUGGAUGCGAAGUUGCAUUUUGAUAAUUCGGCGCGAUACCGACAGGCGGAGAUUUUUGAGUUGGAGGAGCGGUCCGCUGAGGAACAGGAGGAGUUUGAGGCGGCGCAGUUGGGGCUUUCUUAUGUGCGGCUUGAUGGGGAUAUUGGGAAUAUUGUUAAUGGGGCGGGACUUGCGAUGGCGACGAAUGAUUUGAUUGGGCUUUUUGGGGGGAGGUGUGCUAAUUUUUUGGAUGUUGGGGGUGGGGCUACGAAGGAGACUUUGGCUAUGGCUUUUCGGAUUUUGGGAAGGGAUCCGAGGGUUAAAGGGGUUUUGAUUAAUAUUUAUGGUGGCAUUGUCCGUUGUGAUAUGAUCGCCGAGUCGAUUGUUGCUGCUGCGAAGGAGAUUGGAGGAUUCAAGGUUCCUGUUGUUGUCCGUCUGCAGGGUACGAAUAGUGACAAAGGAUUGAAAUUGAUCGAGGAAUCAGGAUUGGACAAUUUAUUUGUAGAGGCGGAUUUUGAAGAAGCGGCGAAAAGUAUUGUUCGACUCACUCCUAAAAGUGGUUGA
This is a messenger RNA of Penicillium canescens, 1311 nucleotides long. Its product is annotated as succinate--CoA ligase subunit beta. The coding region runs from base 1 to 1311 and encodes 436 amino acids. Gene Ontology annotation, molecular function: metal ion binding; ATP binding; succinate-CoA ligase (ADP-forming) activity. The record is from RefSeq and is a predicted model, not a curated record. The transcript is spliced from 6 exons. Lineage: Eukaryota; Fungi; Ascomycota; Eurotiomycetes; Eurotiales; Aspergillaceae. Gene Ontology annotation, biological process: tricarboxylic acid cycle; succinyl-CoA metabolic process. Gene Ontology annotation, cellular component: succinate-CoA ligase complex; mitochondrion.